AAAGCCUCUCCCCAUUCUUCGAUUCCCGUAGUCGUCCGAUAUCCGCAAACGAAGCACGAAAAUAGUGGGGAACAUGUCGGUUCAGGUUUCGGCAAUUCCAUCUUCUUCUCCGAGUAAAGGAAGAAGCAGCGGGGUCGAACGCCGGUCGGCGGAAUAUCACGAGAGCGUAUGGGGUGAUUACUUCCUCAAAUAUGCUUCUCCCUCCAACUCAACGAAAUUCAAAUUCCUUGGAAGAGUGGAGGAACAAGUCGAGGAAUUGAAAGGAGUGGUGAGGAAGAUGCUGACUGAUGUCGCGGAUAAGCCUUCACAAAUGCUUCACUUGAUUGAUCAAAUUCAACGCUUGGGAAUUGACUACCAUUUUGAACGAGAAAUAGAUGAGCAAUUAGAACAUAUCCACAAAAGUUACUAUCAACUCGAUCAUGGAGGUUUUAUGGGAGAUGACCUUCACAUGGUUGCUCUUAUGUUUCGAUUGCUGCGACAACAAGGUUUCAAUAUCUCAUCGGAGGUUUUUAACAAAUUCAAGGACAGUGAAGGCAAAUUCAGGGAAUCACUCAUCACAGAUGUGCGCGGAUUAUUGACCCUAUAUGAAGCUUGCCAUUUAAGGUGCCAUGGCGAUGAUAUUUUGGAGGAAGCACUUCCUUUUGCUAUAACUCAACUUGAAUCGAUUGAUGAAAUGAAAGUAAGCAAUAAUCUUGCGAAACAAGUGAGUUGUGCCCUCGAUCAACCACUUCGCAAGGGGCUGCCGAGACUCGAGGCAAGGCAUUAUAUAUCAAUCUACCAAGGAGAGCCUUCACAUGACGACGUCUUGCUCGCCUUGGCUAAACUAGAUUUCAACUUAUUGCGAGAGCAACACCAAAAGGAACUGGGCAGGAUUACAAGGUGGUGGAAGGAUAUAGAUGUUGCGAGGAAGUUCCCAUUCUGUAGAGAUAGGAUUGUGGAGUUGUUCUUCUGGAUAUCGGGAGUAUAUUUCCAGCCGGAGUUUGCCGAGGCCAGAUAUAUACUAACCAGAGUGAUCGCCCUGAUUUCCAUUCUCGACGAUAUCUAUGACGUCUAUGGCACGUUAGUAGAACUCGUAUCCUUAACCGAAGCAAUUGAGAAGUGGAGUGUUGAUGCCAUGGAUGGACUACCGGAGUAUAUGCAAGCUUAUUAUAAGGUGCUUCUCGAUCUCUAUGAUGAAAUUGGGAAUGAAUUGGCCACGAAAGGAAGAUCAUACCGCCUUACCUAUGCAAAAGAAGCCAUGAAGAAGCAAGCAAGAGGGUACUUUGACGAAGCCAGAUGGUUCCAUACCGGCUACACACCAACGAUGGAGGAAUACAUGCCCCUUGCAUUAUUAACGACCGGCUAUGAAGAGGUAGCGAUCACAUCGCUUGUAGGAAUGGGCGAUGUGGUCACAAGAGAUGCUUUUGAAUGGUUGCUCGGUGACUGCAAGAUCUUGAAGGCUUCACAAAUCAUAUGUAGGUUCAUGGAUGACAUUGCUUCUCACCAGUUGGAGCAAAAGAGGGGGCACGUAGCAUCUUCGGUGGAGUUGUUGAUGAAAGAAAAUGGCAUCUCGGAGCAGGAAGCUGAGGAGGAACUCCAGAAACGAGUUGUUGAUGCGUGGAAGGACAUCAAUGAGGAGUUUCUUCGUCCGACCGCGGUCCCAGCACCGGUUCUCACGCGAAUUCUCAAUCUCUCGCGGGUGAUCGAUGUGCUAUACACCAACGGAGAUCAUUACACCCAUUCGAAGACCAAGGUCAAAGAUCAUAUCAUAUCGCUCUAUGUUAGUCCCCUGCCGAUGUGAAGUUUGAACUAAACAUCAUCACACCGAUGUGGUAUUGAAAAUAAAGGGUCUAUCAACCAUGCCUCUGAACUCUCUAUUUUUCUUGGAUGCAAGAGGGAAAAUAUCGUUACUAGUAUAUACUUUCAAAA
Messenger RNA from Syzygium oleosum, 1908 nucleotides. RefSeq names its product (-)-germacrene D synthase-like. The coding region runs from base 74 to 1780 and encodes 568 amino acids. Gene Ontology annotation, molecular function: terpene synthase activity; magnesium ion binding. The record is from RefSeq and is a predicted model, not a curated record. Lineage: Eukaryota; Viridiplantae; Streptophyta; Magnoliopsida; Myrtales; Myrtaceae. The transcript is spliced from 7 exons. Gene Ontology annotation, biological process: diterpenoid biosynthetic process.